GUGGUAUAGAGUUUGAUUCGUUAUUUUCCGACAAUAUUCUAUAUGGAGCGGCUAGGAUAUAAUACAAACGACUUUGAGGGGCAGCUUCUUGCGUCGCUUUCGCUCGGUGGCGACGACGCUGAGAUGAUGGAAGUUGACACCAGCUUGGAGAUGUACAGGAAUGACCACGACGGGGAUUUGGUGAUGGACGAAGAUUACCCCGUGGCUGCUAACUAUCAAAUACAUCAAGAUAUUGACUUCAAAGCCCUUUCAGAAAAUUCCGGGUUCAUGAAAACGCUUACGAAUGCGUUCAGCACGCCUUCGCAGUUAGGAGUCAAACUUGCGACCCCAGCAGAGCCCAGGUCAGAUCCUGUGGUGUGCAUUAAAACGUCAGAAACAGACUCUGAAGUCUUUCUAGCUGAUAAUAGUGAGGCUGAGGAUUCCAAAACCACAGUUAAUCAGAAAAGCAGGGCUUCCCUGGAAUCGAAAGCAAUGGAAUUCACUGAUGCGGCCACCCCCUCUCUGAAGCUACGCCGAAAGCCCCGGGUCCAGGACUACGAUACGGACUCUGAGGACGAUACAAAACGGCCCUUUGAUGGCCCUGUGCAGCUCCAGAUGCACCAUCACCAUUACUACAAUGCCCAGCCCAGUCUCCCGUCGCCGUGGGAGUCGUCGUCCCCCCACGAACGGGUACCGUACAUACUUUCCCUGUACUUCCAGCUUUUACUCAACACCGCAGCUGCGCUCUAUGGCUGCUACAUUCUCGUAACUGUGUUUAAUUCCAUCAACGAGGACAUUCAGGGGAAGUACCAGCUAGCGUUGCAGGGCGUCCGUGUGGAGAGCGAGCUGUGCCGCCGCCUGUACCACGAAAACCGCUGCGCACCAGAGACGAUUCUACCGGGGCUCAAGAAACUAUGCGAGGACUGGGAAAAGUGCAUGCUGAGAGACCCAGACCACGUGGCUGUGCGAUCCAGCCUUGCGGCAGAGGUGCUCGGGCUCAUGGUACACUCAUUGCUUGAGCCCAUGGGCUGGAAGACGUUGCUUCUCGUGGCUGUGUUUUUUGCAGCGGUGGUGGUAUUCAACUUCUCGUUAGGGUUUAUGCGAGCCAAGUGGUACUACGGUAAAGAGGAGCUGUUGAUCAGCGGUAGUCCCUUGAAAAGUAACCCUGUGCAUCCUACGGGACAGAGCAGUGGUCAGGAAAGGCUGGCCCAUUACAUUGAAUAUCACUAGACGAGAGGUGCCUGAGAAAGGUAUUUACAAGGCUCAAGUCGCUAAUAAGGAGUGUUGGGGCAUGGCACAAUUUACUAGAGUACGUGACACAGCACCAGAGACGAUAAACCAGAUAUAACAUCAGUUCUUUCCUGGGUUGACCAAGAUUCAGCUUUCGGCGCAUGAUAUGGCGGGCAUAGCGUUAUGGAGUAAUUCCUCAGGACCAGUAAACGCAUCGUGCUGGCAUGCCCAGAAUAAUGAAACGAUCUGGCAAACUCAUCACCUCUUUUGGUUAAUUUAUAUUGAAUUUAGCUCUACUAUCCGC
Molecule: messenger RNA, 1513 nt
Organism: Babjeviella inositovora NRRL Y-12698
Lineage: Eukaryota; Fungi; Ascomycota; Pichiomycetes; Serinales
Exons: 1
Coding region: 43-1209 (388 amino acids)
Biological process (GO): nuclear envelope organization; lipid homeostasis
Cellular component (GO): nuclear membrane; nuclear envelope
Source: RefSeq, a predicted model, not a curated record